This is a messenger RNA of Symbiodinium sp. CCMP2456, 210 nucleotides long. Lineage: Eukaryota; Dinophyceae; Suessiales; Symbiodiniaceae. The record is from the annotation of a GenBank genome assembly.
AUGGUGUCUGCCUUUGCUGAGAAUUCUGGUGCAGCUGAUGCCUGGAGGGCGUGGAUGCAGUUCACGAACCAGUACUGCAACUGCGCACAGGAUCGGCAGCUCAAGGCGGACCCGCGGGCUCACAGGGUUUGCGGCCGCACUCCGAUCUUCGCGUAUGCCGCGCCGGGCGCUUCCCCUGAGACGAUGCGACCACCCCAUGCAGCGGCGUAA